GGACCCCCUCACUCCAUGUGAAACGCCCCUGGAGGGAGAAAAAAAGCGUGCCCAUGCGUUCGCCCCGCCCCUUCGCGUGACGUCACCCCUUCACAUCUUCUCAGUCUCCCGUCAGAACGGAGCGGAGCGGCCGCGCGGCUCUUCUUUCCCGGGUCUCAGUGAGCGGAAAACUUCGACUCCUGCCUCUCGGUCUCCGCUCGAACCAAGUCUUCUGGGUCGGAACUUUUGGACUCAUGACUCCCCGGCGGAGCGGCGGAGGGGCAGAAGGAGGGCGGCGGGGGCUCCGCAGGCUCUCCCCCGUCUGAGAGAUUAAAAUCUGCCACUGAGCCAUCGGUUUUCCUGAUACCGGCCAUGGCUGCCCACCGAAUCGUCCGAGCGAACUUCGUCCUCCCCCGCUGCAAGUCCGAGGGGGCGCUCAUCGACCUCAGCGACGGGGUCACCGGAGCGAGCCUCAGCGAUGUCAAAGUGCCUUCUCCCAGUGCCUUAAGGCUGGACACUCAAGACUCCUUAGGAGAUGCACAAGAAGUGGUUGCUAUCAAGGACUACUGCCCGAGUAGCUUCACCACGCUCAAGUUCUCCAAAGGGGAUCGCCUCUUUGUUCUGGACACUUCGGGUGGGGAGUGGUGGUACGCCCAUAACAACACAGAAAUGGGCUACAUUCCAGCCGCCUACGUCCAGCCGAUCAACUUCAGGAACUCGUCGCUGAGUGACAGCGGUAUGAUCGACAGUGUUGGGGAGGAUUAUGGGUCAAAAGAGUUUGGAGGUCUCGGGGAGUGGAUGGACGUUAGCCUAAAACCCAUACACAACAAUGGUCGUUUGUCCCUAAACCCCUUUGUAUCGACAGUAGAUCAGAAUUGCAAAGACGUCAGGAACUCAGCAGAUCUGAUUCUUUUUGACUCCCUCGCCUCACCGUCAUCGUAUUCCAACACCAGUCUUAUCACGAACAACGGCUUCAACAGCUGUCAUAUCAAUAAUGUCAACCCUGCCAGCCCCAACCAGGAAUCAGCAACUGAAUUCCAAAGAGACAAUCCAUUUUUUAAGAGUAAGCGGUCCCAUAGUCUGUCAGAACUAUCCGUUCUCCAGGCGCAGUCAAAUCCGGCCUUACCUUCAUCCGGAUACUUUACAGGCCUUCAGGCUCCUUCUCCGGAGCAGUUCCAGAGCAGAGAGGACUUCAGAACCGCAUGGCUAAACCACAGAAAGCUCGCCCGGUCCUGCCACGACCUCGACUCUUUGGGUCAGAGUCCUGGGUGGGGUCAGACGCAACCUGUAGAGACCAACAUCGUGUGCUGUUUGGACAGUAACGGAGGGGUCGUUCAGCUUCCAGACACCGGCAUCAGCGUGCACAUCCCGGAAGGCCAUGUUAGCCACGGAGACCACCAGCAAAUCUCCAUGAAAGCCUUACUGGACCCCCCUCUGGAGCUGAACAGUGACCAUUGCUCAACUGUCAGUCCGGUGGUGGAGAUCAAGCUCAGCAACAUGGAGACAAAGUCAUUCAUUACUCUGGAAAUGAAAGUAUCAGUGACAGUGAAGAAGGAUGCCUGUCAUCCGGCGGAGGUGCUGUGCGUCCGCAGUGACUGUAAGGAAGGCCCUUACAACCCCAUUCCCAACGCCUACAUUUACAAGGAUACAGUCCAGGUGCAGCUGGAUAGUCUGGAGCCUUGCAUGUAUGUUGCAGUUGUGGUCCAGUUGCAUCCCCUCAGUCACAGUAGGACAGUUUGGGACCAAGUGCAAAGGAAAGUCACGCUGGGUGUGUACGGACCGAAGCACAUCCACCCCGCGUUCAAGACUGUUGUUGCCAUGUUUGGCCACGAUUGUGCGCCUAAGACUUUGUUGGUAAACGACGUGGGACGCCAAAACACCUCGACUCCCCCGGUGGUCCUGCAUCUGUGGGGGAAGCACCAGUUUGUGUUGGGAUUCCUGCAGGACUUGCAGAUUGGAUUGUACUCCAACAUGUCCAACUAUCAGGUAAAACCGAGUGAGGGCGCCGGUGUGGUCCGGGGGUUCCAGUUAAAACUGGGGAAAGUUAGCAGGCUCCUCUUCGUGAUCACAUCUCACAACCCCAGCAGCAUCUCAGAUUUCACUCUCAGGGUCCAAGUCAAGGACGCCCUCGACUGCAUCCUGACCCAGUUCUGCGUCCAAACUCCGCAGCCGCCCCCAAAAGCCGGAGUCAGGGUCACAGGCCAAAGAAGGUUCCUAAAAAAGAAAGAGGUGGAUAAAAUUCUCUUGUCGCCGUUGGCCGUUACCUCGAAAUACCCGAAGUUCCAGGAUCGGUGCAUCACCAGCCUGAAGUUUGGCAAGCUGAUUAAAACAGUGAUCCGACAGAACAAGAACACCUACCUGUUGGAGUACAAGAAGGGGGAUGUUCUAGCUCUGCUCAGCGAGGAGAAGAUCAAACUGCGAGGACAGCUGCGGACUAAGGAGUGGUACAUUGGAUACUACCAGGGAAAGUUGGGACUCAUUCACGCCAAGAACGUCUUGGUACUGGGUAAGGUCAAACCCAUUUACUGGUGCGGGCCUGAUCUUACAACCACUAUGCUUCUGGACCAGAUCCUGAAGCCUUGCAAGUUUUUUACGUAUAUCUACGCAACCGUGAGGACGGUUUUGAUGGAAAAUCUGGGAAACUGGAGAGCGUUUGCCGACGCGCUUGGAUAUAGUAACUUGCCACUGAACUACUUUUGUCGAACUGAGCUCGACAAUGAACCAGAGAAGGUGGCAUCGGUUCUAGAGAAGCUCAAAGAGGAGUGUACCAACCUGGAGAACAAGGACAGAAAGUCUUUCCAGCGGGAACUCAUGAUGGCGCUGUUGAAGAUGGACUGUCAGGGGCUGGUCGCGCGGUUGAUCCUGGAUUUUGUCUUGUUGACCACGGCGGUGGAGGUGGCGCCGAGGUGGAGGGAGCUGGCUGAGAAACUGGCACGAGUGUCGAGGCAGCAGAUGGAAGCGUACGAGGCUCCACAUCGAGACAGGAACGGAGUCCUGGACAACGAGUCGAUGUGGAAACCGGCUUACGACUUCCUGCUGACGUGGGCCGCCCACAUCGGGGACAGCUACCGGGACGUGAUCCAGGAACUCCACCUGGGCCUGGACAAGAUGAGGAAUCCCAUCACCAAGAGGUGGAAGCACCUAACGGGGGCGCUCAUCCUCGUCAACUGCCUCGAUACCCUCCGAAGUGCUGCCUUCUGUCCCAUCGGAUACGGAGACUUUGCUGUCUGAACUGUUCUUUUUUAUUUAGUAUUCUACAACUGAUGGAGACAUCCGUGGAUUUCUUUGAGGUUAAUCAGUUUACGGCGACAGGAAUGGUCUUUUCAAGAAGUCAGGUGAACUGGGAAUCUUUAGGGAAAAACCAACAUAACCAAAGUAUAAAAUCAGUCUUUUAUUUUAUUUUUAUUUUUCUUUCAUGUUUGUCUCCCUACACUUUCCUAUGGAGUUAUUUUAAACUUCUUUAACAUUCCCCUCAUGCCUCCCAUUCGUCCUCCUUGUGUUCUCUCUCUUCUUCGCCCUCAAGAAAACAUCAGACACCUCAGUCACUUCAAUCCCCAAAAAAAUAGCUCUCAGCGGCAUCUGGAAAAGUUGGUAGGACUUUCAUACAGAACUUUGUCUUUCAUCCAUAAAAGAACCUUUUUCUUUACAUCAUUUCAAAAGUGACUUUUUUUGUCAAAUCUUGUGGGAUACUUCAUGACUGCUUAGAUGCGUUGGAAGGCGUCUGUAUUGCCGUUAAGGGUGUAGCCUCCCUAUUGCUCCAUACACAUAUGUGAUGAACGUUCAAGAACGCGUUGAACGCUGAUUCUCAAACAUGAUUUUAGCAUGUUCGCACUGGACUGUCGGUUCCCAAUGCAGCACAUGUUGAAAGUGGCUUGGUGUGAAACGUCCAAAUGGUGCAAAUCUCGUAAAUUCUUGCUCCAGGCUUUUUCUUUCACAGCUCUAUUCCAGAAGAAAGACCAAUUAUCCACUUAUUUGUCAAAGUUCAAAUAGGGUUGACUUUCAUUUUAUAUGUAGGGCGACACUUGACUUGCGACACUUUGUCGCUGUCGCUUUGUCUGUACUACGUAUAGUACAUCUGAUGAGCUUCUUUAUAUCCACAUCCUCCAACCGUCUGAUUGGAGGAAUGUUGUAUGAACCUCUCUCAGAAGACCCAACUUCUUAUUCUUUAUCUUGGUCUUUUAAGUAAAUAAUCCGAAAUACUUUGGAAAAAAAACAAUUGUCACCCUCUAGACGUGACAUUUCCUUCCUUCUUUGUUGUUGUUGGGGUUCAGAAGUCAACUUGGAGACGUUGAUUUAAAUUUAUGAAAAAGUCUAAGAAGAUCUCGCUUUCUUUAGUGCUGAGACCAAAUAACCUUGACGUAGGUCCAAGAUCUCAACACCCGUUUAAAAAAUUUGAUAAAUAAACUUUUUAAAAAGUUGUCAAAAAAUAACUGGUUUCCCAUUCAAACAAGUGAAAAAAUAUUUUUUAUAUUAUUGAUAUUAUUUUUUAUUUUAAUCAUGAUGUUUUGGCACAUCUGGUUUCAAAAACACCACAUGAAGGCGUAAAAUGGUUUCAUUUCUCAGAUGUGAGCUGUCGAAUGCAGUCUGACACUUGGCCUCUAGAUGGCUCCACAUUCUACAUUUUCUUUAAGGAAAACGGGGAAAACUAUCAAAGAAGGCUAUUUUUUUUUUUUGGUAAAAAAAUAUUUAUGUUUGGGAUAUGGCGAGAAUAUUCAGUUAGUCUUGUUUUAUGUACUGUUGAUUUCUCUAGUUUAUUCUUGUGUUUGGGGUUUGUGACCGCUGCAGUGUUUGAAUCAUAAACAUGAGCUGAACAAAUUUCUAUAUUUGUACUGAAUGCCGGUCGAGUAUUGAUAUAUUUAUAGGUUGAUGUUGUAUCAGCUGUGACUGUUAGCAGGUCAAAAAUCUGAUCAGUGUUUUUCCUCAAAGAAAAAUAAAUAAUAUCAAAAAAAUCAAUAAAUCAAAGCUUUUGAAGAAAAAAAAGUGUUUUUGUCCAUCAAAUUCAUUAACUCAUUUUACUGUAUCAU
This is a messenger RNA of Oryzias melastigma (Indian medaka), 5003 nucleotides long. It is a transcript of the gene sh3bp4a, whose product is annotated as SH3-domain binding protein 4a. The record is from RefSeq and is a predicted model, not a curated record. Lineage: Eukaryota; Metazoa; Chordata; Actinopteri; Beloniformes; Adrianichthyidae. The coding region runs from base 352 to 3210 and encodes 952 amino acids. Gene Ontology annotation, cellular component: cytoplasm. The transcript has 5 exons. Gene Ontology annotation, molecular function: protein binding.